This is a messenger RNA of Salvia miltiorrhiza (redroot sage), 4988 nucleotides long. RefSeq names its product protein SCAR2-like. Gene Ontology annotation, biological process: positive regulation of Arp2/3 complex-mediated actin nucleation; actin cytoskeleton organization. Gene Ontology annotation, molecular function: protein kinase A regulatory subunit binding; Arp2/3 complex binding; actin binding. The transcript has 9 exons. Lineage: Eukaryota; Viridiplantae; Streptophyta; Magnoliopsida; Lamiales; Lamiaceae. The coding region runs from base 127 to 4503 and encodes 1458 amino acids. The record is from RefSeq and is a predicted model, not a curated record. Gene Ontology annotation, cellular component: cytoskeleton.
GAAUAGUUUCUUGUCUGCUAUUAGUCAAAACACAAGUCCGCUCCGCCCACCACUCUCUUUCACAGUUGCCAAAUUGAUGAAUCGAAAUUCCGUUGGAUUUGAUUUUUCGGCGUCGAAACUGCAGAAAUGCCGAUGAAUCGCUACGAGAUACGGGACGAGUACAGCUUGGCCGAUCCGGAGCUGUAUCGAGCCGCCGACAAGGAUGAUCCCGAGGCCUUGCUUGAAGGCGUCGCCAUGGCUGGCAUGGUCGGCGUCCUUCGCCAGCUCGGAGACCUCGCCGAGUUUGCAGCAGAGAUUUUUCAUGAUUUACAUGAAGAAGUGAUGGCUACCGCUGUGAGAGGACACAGUUUAAAGAUACGAGUCCAACAGCUGGAGGCUGAAGUUCCUUCCGUUGAAAAGGCACUUCUCUCCCAAACUGAUCUUUCCUCGGUCUUUUAUAAUGCUGGUGUUGACUGGCAUGCUAACCUACAAUUGGACCAGAAUCUGGUCACACAAGGAGAUUUGCCUCGUUUUGUUAUGGACUCCUAUGAAGAAUGCAGGGGUCCUCCUCGACUAUUUCUUUUAGACAAGUUUGAUGUUGCUGGUGCUGGAGCAUCUCUAAAACGCUACACUGAUCCUUCAUUCUUUAAAGUAGAGACCUCUGCACCAGCUAAUGCAAAUGUCCAAAGGGAAAAGAAGAUCAGGAAAGCAAAGAAGAAAGGACCACGUGCGAGAUAUGGAGGAACACCUGAAACUUUGCAAGCAUCAUCCCAUGCGAAACUCCAUCAGCUUUUACUGGAGGAAUGUGUUGAAAAUGGUGUUACCAAACCUGCAUACCGUGCCAGAUUGAAAAGGAGGCCAAAUGCAUUUCCGUUUAACUCAAAGUCUGGGAAGAGCUACAUGGAAGAAUUAUUGAAGAAUCCUUCCCCUGAGCAUAAUUUGCUUCAUGAGAUCACUGUGAGUUCACCCUUGCAGAUGUCUAUAGAUGAUCAAAAUGAAUCUGUACUCAAACUCAGAUCAGUGGGUUCUGCUAUAGAAAGUGAAGGAAGCAAAAGUAAUCCUCCAUUUGCAGAUAGAGAGGAAAUCAUGCCGAAUCCAUCCUCGAAUCAAAGAAAUGAUGCUUCGACAGAUAUUAAAACUUAUGGGGUAUCGUCACUUCUGAAUAUUCUAACAGAUGACAUCCCGUCCACUUCUGAUGAGGAGAACAGUAGAAAGGAUAUAGCUGUAGAUGGAGAAAGCAAAUUGGAAGGCAGCUUAAUAGGUUACCAAUCGGAUGGGGUUGCCAGUGAGAUAGACAAUUACGUGGAUGCACCUUCAACCAUGGAAUCUGAGAUGGAUACAGACUCCGAGUUGAGGGUGAAGAAUAAAUUUACCUUAUAUAAUAAAAAUCAACCACUGGCGUCAGUUAAAAAUGAAGAACAUUGCCACUCUCUGUCAUUAGAUUCUCAAUCCACUGGAGACUUCUCAAUAUCCGAUGAGGGGAACAGUUCAUACAAAAAAGAAAUAUCAAGCUCCUUAUCUUCAGACUCUCCAAGAACCUCAGCUGAAAACCCACGAUCAGAAAAAUUAUCUGCUGAUAUCCCUGAAUUUGUCAUAGUUAAUGCAUCAUCCAUUGAGAGAAAUCCUCAACAUUUUUCUGCAGAUGAUGUUUCAAAACCUGUGGUUUCUAAUAAUACAUUACAUGGCAACGACGUAGACCUUGAGAACAGGCCUGACGUUGAGCAGCCUACUUCUAGUUUUUGCAGUACUAAUUCAGGUCCUCCUCUACCCCAUUAUGAUUCAAGAGCAGUUGCCGUAGAUGGAAGUUUAAGAGGAGCUAAGUCAGAUGAAAUAGUCUCAAACUCGGAUGACGAUGUAAAUAAGAGAGACCUGAUUUUAGAUUCUCAAUGUUCUCCCAGUGCUUCUCAUUCAAAGUCACUGGAAGAUGAUUCUCAGAGAUCCUCUUCUGGAGAACAUCUAUUUGGUGGUGAGAUAACCUGUGUGUCACCCCGUGCUGAUAUUAGCCAUCAUACCUCUGGUAGUUUGGAUGCUAUAUCUGCUUAUGUGGUGCAUGAAGAUGACUAUGAUCAGAAGGAUCAGUUUGCGAACAAACCUUCCACCGUGAACAUGGAUAAUAUUAUUUAUCAGAACAGAAUGGAUACUGAAGAGAUCAUAUCAAAGGAGAACCCAAUUCCAGGUAAAUUGGACAAUAAGGUCGCACAGGUCACAAAGUCGACUGAUAACUUUGCAAACGGUUAUAUUGAUAUAGCUCAUGAUGGAGACAAUGUUGCGUCAGAAGUUUCUGAAGGAGAUGAAAGAGAUCAAAGUAGCAAUUUUUAUAAUGAAGAUCCAAAUGUUGUUUCUGAAUCUUUCGACUCUGAAGACCAUUGCUCUAAUCAGAUCAGCACAGGGACUUUGAUUUUGUCGGGUAUAGGACAUCCUCCAGUUUUGCUGAAGGGAGGUCUUGUUACUUGUGACAAAUAUUUUACUCCAGAAGGACCGACAACAAUAAAUGGAACUUCUGAACUUGGAAACCUAAAAACCUCCGAAGUUAUGGGGUUGCAGAUAGGGAUAACAGAUGAUGUUAACCCCAGUGAUCUUACUACUCCGGAAAGCUCAUUUUGUAUGCCAGAGAAUCUUGAAGAUUCUUCAGGGAUAUCUUACACUACAGAAAGGGAUGGUGUCAACCCCGACAGUGGCAUUGCUGGGGUACAACUUACUGAAGUUUCUAGCUCCGCAAGUUUGAAAUUACCAAGUGAGAUUCCUGAGUCAUUAGAUGAGUUAUACCCAAGUACAGAUCAAUCAGAGAAUGCUAGGAUGGCUUGUUCUAUACCUGCAAUUUCUGAUAAUACUAUCUUGGAGAAUGUCAGUUCACCUGCAGGCCUUGAUAUAUUGGUUGAAGAGCAUGUUCCUUGCUCUCAGGAUCUGGGUCUCGGUGUAAUUGAAGAUGACGCAACCUCUCUCUCUGGAUUUAAUAGGGAAUCACAGGUGCAGGAGGAAGAAAGGAGUGAUCUUUCAGGAAGUCAUAGCGAAUCAGGUUUAGUGGAGGAAGUGGAUGAAAGAGAAGCUGCCGCACUGGAUUUUGCUGCAGUCUGCGGAACGAAGCAUGAUGAUCAUCCCAAACCGGAAUUAUCGCAUAAUGAUUUUCGUUCAUAUCUUGAUUCUGAAGUCAAACACAGGGUGGAUAUGGUUAAUGCUUCACAAAUUCUGACUCCUCUGGAGCAAAGUGGCCUAGAUACAGAAGAGGAAUCUUUACAUCAAAGUGGCCUAGAGAAUCUAGUCUCUGAUGUUGACUCAUUACACAUCGGUUCUAUGGCUGAAGAAUCAAUCUUGCCAGAAAAUAUUGAAUUACAUUCUGCCCCUAUAGAUAAUGCUUUGCCUGAUUCUAGUGAAAUAUUAAGUUCAGAGUUAUCUGUAUUUCCUGCAAGCCAACUGCAGAUGUUGGAUCAUGAUAAUGACAAAGGAUUUGACAAUUUUGCCUCAUCAUUUCCACCUCCUAACUGUCCACCUUCAAUGUCGGUGCUGCCAGGUCUAAGAGACUAUGGCACUGAUGCCUCUGCAUAUCCCAAGGAUCCAUCGGGGUUCAUGUUCCCCCCUGAAGUUAAUCAGAUGAACCUGCACCAAUCACCUUCUUUGCCACCUCUCCCUCCACUUCAGUGGAGGAUAGGCAAGCUUCAGCAUGCCUCGUCAACUACAGAGGAGGACAAAAUGGACAUCAAGAAAGUAUUUCCAGAACCAAACUUUCCUCUUGAGACCUCCACUGGAUAUGCUGGUUCUGUGCCUCAGCAGACGAAAGAAUCUCCUAGUCAAAGUGAGCAGAUCACAAUUAAAGAAGAGAAUCUUGAGCAUGGUUGUCCUAGCUUAGAGGCUAAUGCUAUGCACAAGAUGACUGGCCUCCCACAAGAAAUAGAAUACGAGCAGGACCAGGCACAGCCGCAGCAGCAGCUUUUGAAUCCUACAAAGGAGAAAGAGAUCCCAUCACCAGCUGAAGAAGUUGAAGUUGCUGAGGGGAGUCAAAUGGUGAAAUUGCCUGUUCAAAUAGUUCCACAGUCCGCACUAAAAGAAGAGCAUACAGAGCACUGUUCUCCUACUUUAGAGGCUGAUUCCAUGGAUCAGGCAGUUCAUCCACCACCAGAAGUAGAGACAACGCAGCAGAAGCAGCAGCUUCAUCUUGUAUUACCUGUUCAGGAGAGUGUAGUUCCUUCACCAGCUGUGGAAGACGGAGUUGCUAAUGGGCAUCGAACAAUUAAACUUCCUCGAACAUGCAAUCCCGUUAUUGGUUCUGUUGCUGCUCUUGAUAAGAGUAGACUGCGGAAAGUUACUGAAGAAGUCAGACCUCAAAAACAAAAGCAAGACGAAAGAGAUGCUCUCCUGGAUCAAAUAAGGGCCAAGUCCUUCAACUUGAAACCUACAGCGACAACAAGACCUAGCAUUCAGGGUCCUAACACCAAUCUUAAAGUUGCAGCAAUUCUGGAGAAAGCAAAUGCAAUUCGCCAGGCCUUGGCUGGUAGUGAUGAAGAUGAAGAUAGUUGGAGCGAUUCAUGAAUAUUUACUAGUAUAUUCCCAAAUGGUUCCUGCUAUGGAAAUCUUCGUCUUGAAUUGGUGGGUAAGUGAUGGAUUUAGAUUCAUGUCAUAUGUCUUCCUCCGCUCAUCCCCCACCUCCCACAAUAUCUCUCCGAGUUGCCACCAGCAAUGGGCGUUCCUGGGCACGUGUGGAGUCGGUGUAAAUACGUCCGGCACAUGGAUAGUACAAAGCGCUGCAAGCACUAUCUGAUUCAGUUGCUGUGUAUAUGUUGGAGGAUGAAUACUAACAAAUUUUGUCAAGUGUAUAAAGCAUGCCGUGUUCGAUUGUCUUUGUAAUUGGUAAAUACUCGCUUUAUCCUUAAGCUAUAUUCUCGAACAGAUCAUUAGAAGAUACAGUAUUUGUUGAAAUUACUAAGUAUUUGUAUCUUCAAACUCUUGCUCUGUCAAAAUUAUUGAUGAAAUGUUGUAAAGUUCUAUAUAUUCAAGCAGAUUAUUUUUGAAGCUCA